Leptinotarsa decemlineata (Colorado potato beetle) is the source of this 2098-nucleotide messenger RNA. RefSeq names its product solute carrier family 41 member 1. Gene Ontology annotation, biological process: monoatomic cation transport. Gene Ontology annotation, molecular function: monoatomic cation transmembrane transporter activity. Gene Ontology annotation, cellular component: plasma membrane. NCBI's taxonomy places the organism in Eukaryota, Metazoa, Arthropoda, Insecta, Coleoptera, Chrysomelidae. The record is from RefSeq and is a predicted model, not a curated record.
UGGACUUUGAAAAUAUUUUCAAGAAGCUAUUACUUCUCUGAGGUAGAGAGCAAGGGUUUUGUGUCUUUACGCCGGGGCAUCGAUGUACCUACUCCCCAGGUCUCAAUCUGCCUGCCCCCAAGUGUGGACUGUCGAUAGAAAUACUUGAUUAUCUCUGGUCUAGAUUCCAAGCCACGUUGGCCUGGAGGACAGCGAAGCUGCUGACACCCUUGCAAAAGAAGGGUGCUGUUUGAUGAAGAUUUUGAAAUAGUUCGUAUGACCACUGGAAAACAAAAACAACAAUUAAAAUGGAAGAAAAAGGAAUUGUAGGAAUCUACACAUCAUCCAAUUUGGACGUACUUCACACUUUUACUGUGCAAGAUGCUGAUGAAUCUAUCUCGAAUCAAAAAAAGGUGGCCGAACAAGAAAAAUGGUACAACAUCAUAAUUCAAGUCAGCAUACCUUUUUUUAUAGCAGGGAUUGGAACCAUUGGUGCUGGACUCAUUAUGGCAGACGUCACAACAUACGAAGUUUUCAGAGAGGUCCAGGCACUAUAUGUUCUUGUGCCUGCACUUCUAGGUCUCAAGGGAAAUUUGGACAUGUGUCUUGCAUCAAGGCUUUCUACCCAAGCAAAUUUAGGUAAUAUGAGAUGCAGGCAAGAACUAGUCAAAAUGGUCAUAGGAAAUAUAUCUUUAGUUCAGGUCCAAGCAAUUGUUUGUUCGUGUAUAGUAUCUGUUUUUGCAGUAGCUGGAUCAGCUCUAGUCAACGGAAACUUCAAAUGGUUGCACACAUUACUUCUGGCAACGGCAAGUACUUUGACGGCGACACUUUCGUGUUUAACUUUGGAUAUGGUUCUGAUUAGUAUUAUUAUGAUAUCCCAUAAAAUGAAACUAAAUCCAGAUAACUUGGCCACACCAAUGGCUGCCAGUAUAGGGGAUGUAGUUUCUUUGGCUACUCUCUCAAUGUGGGCUAACUUUCUUUAUUCAAUCCACGACGAGUACCCUUGGUUGAUGGCGGGUAUUUUAGCCAUAUAUGUGUUUGUAUUGCUUCCGAUUUGGGUGAUCAUUGUGAGUAAUAACAAAUAUACCAAAAUGAUUCUCUUGCAUGGGUGGACUCCAGUAAUUUCUGCUCUAUUUAUAAGCGGAUCAGGUGGUCUAAUUUUGGAUCUGGCUGUAGACGAAUUCAAAGGCUACACAGUUUUUCAACCGAUCAUAAAUGGAAUCGGGGGCAAUUUGGUUUCCGUUCAAGCAAGUCGAAUUUCAACGUUGUUACAUGAAAACUCUUUCAAAGGCGUAAUUCCACCUCAAACAAAACAAUGGGUCGCACCAUGGACUGCCUUGAUCAAAGGAGUACUUCCGGCUAAAACAGCUAGACUCCUACUUCUGAUCUCCAUUCCCGGACAUGCAGUAUUCGUCUAUGUUGCUGACUUUAUUUACAAUGGAGUAUCGACUCUCACUCCGGUUUUUAUUUUGGUUUAUCUUCUAGUCGGUCUAGUUCAACUUUUAUUACUAUUAUACGUAUGUCAUAUAAUGGUCCACACUAUAUGGAAAUAUCGGAUGGACCCCGACAACUCAGCAAUUCCAUAUUUGACAGCACUGGGAGAUCUGUUGGGAUCAACGUUACUACUUGCUGGAUUCUUCUUUUUAAGGUCCAUCCACCAGGAAUAUCAACCAGUUGGAUGAUACUUGAAGUGUAUGGAAUAUGAAAAUAAUGGCUGAAGUGAAGAGAUUGUAAAUGCAUCCAAAUCAAUCUCUGAACUUUUAAGAUAAAAUAUCAAAGUUAUAAAAUGUUCUCAAUAUGUUACAAGAUACGUUUGUGGUAAAUUGUCAAAAGAUCUGACGGUGAGAAUACCACUGAAUAUCAGUUUUUUGUCGGAUAUUCAAUUUAUGGGUGAAAUUAAAUGAUAUCACGUCUUUUGGGUAUGACUGAAAAACGCUUCUCUUAGAUAUGCUUUACUGACGCAUAUCUGAAGUAUGAGGCAUAUCACUUGAGGUCUGAUGAAUAGGAUCGUUCUGUAAAUUUCGUAGGUAUAUUGUAUAUUCAAGACAAAUUGUUUAACUAAUUUAAAUGAGUCUUAUACAAACGUACUAUCACACUAUAAUAAAGUUAUUUCCCACAU